Racocetra persica is the source of this 621-nucleotide messenger RNA. The record is from the annotation of a GenBank genome assembly. NCBI's taxonomy places the organism in Eukaryota, Fungi, Glomeromycota, Glomeromycetes, Diversisporales, Gigasporaceae.
GAUUUAAUACAAGCAUAUCAAGAUCAAUACGAAAAUAAAUUUAAAGAGUUAGAACUACUUGGAACAUUUUUAAAAAUCUUAAAACAAGCAGAUAACGUGCAGAAUUCUUUCUCAAAUUCGAUAAUAAUGACGAGCGUUAAUCAAUCAAAAUUAAUUAUUGAUAAGAUUCAAAAUACUAUAGGAGAAUUAACUGCAUCAAAUGUUGCUGACAAACUUAAUGAAAACUUUGCAAAUAUAUCGUCCUCAUCACAAUCAAGUAAUUUAGAAAAAAUCUCCAACAAUUCUAACGAAUCAGCUUCAGAUAAUUUAUCAUCUUUUAAAUUUAUCUUGGAUUUAUUUCAAUAUUUCUUUAAGCAAUUUGAUAUAUACGAGAAACAUGAUUUAAUAAGGCCUAACUUAAUUAAUUAUUUUCAAAAUAAUAACAAAAAUCCGGGAAUUGUUCUUAGUCAUUUAAUCGAUCAUAAACAUCAUUUUUUAUUUACUGGUAUUAUUGGAUUCUUUUUUCAAUAUGGAAUUGGAACUACAAUUAAUCAUCAAAGAGCGAUUGAAAUGUAUACAAAAGUGACAGAACUUAAGGAUACAUUUGGUAACGCUCAAUCUAAUAACAAACGCCUUAUUUGA